UAUAGAAAAACAUGGCACAUGCAGAUGUGUAUAAAAACAUAUAUUUGACCUAUCGAAGUGUGUACUUCACAUUUGGCAUCACUUGUAACUUGAUUAUUCCCUUCCAUUACAUACUAUUGAAAUGCAGGAGCUAAUAAGCAACCAGAAUAUAAUUUUGUAGGUAAAGGCAAGAGGGCUGGAACCGGGUCGGGUUACAUUUUGGAAGGACACUUGUCGAAAUCCCGGCGCUUACGAUUCAGGGAUUGCCACGGAGGAACUCGAAAGUCGUGUAAGUUGAAAUCGGACGGUUAUAAGAUGGUGUGGCGUUUCGGUUCCCGCCUUGUUGAGUUUUCUUCUUCCUGGAGAUGUGUGGGAGGGCGCGCUGUACUCUCAGAGCCGACGACGUUUCUAGGGCUUGCUACCGCAACCAUGGCGCCGUUCGUACGAUUAACAUGGACCGGUAUCGGCCGUCGUAUAAUGUGUCGCCGGGAGCGGAUUUGCCGGUCGUGCGUAGAGGAGAUGGUGAAGACGGCGUUGUUCUUCAUUGCAUGAAAUGGGGACUGAUUCCGAGUUUCACCAAGAAAACGGAGAAGCCUGAUCAUUACAGGAUGUUCAAUGCUCGCUCUGAGUCCAUUUGUGAAAAGGCUUCUUUUCGUCGUCUAGUCCCUAAAAACCGCUGCCUAGUUGCUGUAGAAGGAUUUUAUGAAUGGAAAAAAGAUGGUUCUAAGAAACAGCCUUACUAUGUCCAUUUUAAGGAUGCUCGGCCUCUUCCGUUUGCUGCUCUUUAUGAUUCGUGGGAGAACUCUGAAGGUGAGAAACUUUAUACCUUCACUAUCAUUACAACUUCUUCAUCUUCAGCUUUGGCGUGGCUCCAUGACAGGAUGCCAGUUAUUUUGGGUGACAAGGAAUCUAUUGAUACAUGGCUUAAUGAUUCUUCAUCUUCCAAUUUUGACAAGUUACUUAAACCAUAUGAAGGGUCUGAUUUGGUAUGGUACCCGGUAACACCAGCAAUGGGUAAGGUGUCUUUUAAUGGGCCAGAGUGCAGCAAUGAGAUACAGUUGAAGACAGAGGGCAUUAACUCAAUCACAAAAUUUUUCUCAACAAAGGGAACCAAAAAAGAAGAGCUAAAGCCAAAUGAUACAAGUUCUCAUGACUCAUCUGUGAAGACUGAUUUUCCAGAAAGCAUAAAAAAAGAACCUGAAUGCACAGAGGACAGGGUGCAACCAUCCUUGACUGUGAAAUGUGAAGAAGAUUCAAAAAGUAGUGUCUCUACAUUCUCUCAAGAGGAGGCAUCUAAGGGGCAGACGAAGCGGGACUAUGAAGAGUUCUUAGCUGAUUCUAAACCGGUUCUUAAUAAAGCUGAUAAGAUUUCUAGUGCUAGUCCAGCAAAGAAGAAGGUCAACCUGAAGACUUCUCAAGAUAAGCAACCUACACUAUUUUCAUACUUUGGGAAAAGCUAGUUUUGUUUGCAUCAACUUCAAACUUUCUUCGUCCACGCUUCAUAUGUGUAUGGACAUGGCUGAUGAUUUUGUUAGGUAGAAAGACAGAUAUGAAGUUGCUGUUUUGCAGUCAACCUACAGUCGGUACUGUGUAAUCUCCUAUGUUUCCCCAUCUUUUGCGGCUAGGCAGUGUAGUGAUCCUUUCUGUUGUAUCGAACUUGUAUCUGAACGUCUGAUUGUACUGCAUCCACAAUAUAGAUGACUUCUGUGGUCGGAUUUUGUGCAAUGCAUAUAAACACAGAGAUCGUGAUGUUCAU
Molecule: messenger RNA, 1735 nt
Organism: Rosa rugosa (rugosa rose)
Lineage: Eukaryota; Viridiplantae; Streptophyta; Magnoliopsida; Rosales; Rosaceae
Exons: 9
Coding region: 345-1439 (364 amino acids)
Biological process (GO): DNA damage response
Molecular function (GO): single-stranded DNA binding
Source: RefSeq, a predicted model, not a curated record